CCAACUUUUAUACUUAUCCUGUUGUUUAUGAUCAACAGAGUUUGGUUUUUUAAUGGGAAGUUUGAACAUCAAAGAUUUUGACUCCGAUUUCAAAAUAGUGAAACCAUUUUACGUUCAAUUCGAUUCACGGGUCAAGAUGCUGGUUCAUUUUCGGAUCCGAAUCCGAACAGUGGCUGUAAACAAUCCGUUUUGUUCCAUUCUCAGCCCUCUGCGCAACCAAGACCCCCAAAUCUGUCAAACCCUAGAAAUGGGGACUCAGGCCGUUUCCAAGAGACCCAUGUGCCCAUCGUGUUCGAAACCGGCUAGUCUUUGCCUCUGCACUCGGCUCAAAACCCCAUGUCUCGAGAAUUCAGUGAGGGUUACAAUUCUCCAACACAGUCUAGAGAAAAAGCACCCGCUCAAUUCUGCAAGAAUCGCAACACUAGGGCUCAAGAAUCUCGAUUUGGUAUCGGUCUCGGACGUUCAUUUCGAAGCCCGGUUCCUCAUUCGCCUGCUCGAACCAGAAUGUGAAUUGGGUUCGGUUAGUUCGGAAAUUGAGAGAACAGAUGCUUGUGCAGUUCAGAAUCACAAGAGCUUUGAUCAAGCUGAUGGGUCCAAUUCAGAAUGCGAAACUAUGGUGAAUUCAGAACUUGGGCCAUUUUCGGACUCUGUAAGUGAGAAAAACACAAACUUUAUUGACAACAAUGGAGAAUGUAGUUUGAGGAGUGAUUUGGGUAGUGAGAGAAUCGGUCAAGGUCGCUGGGAUGGUACAGAUUUUGAGCAAAAUUCGGAUUGGCUGAUGAAUAAUCACACAACUCCAGAGGCAAAACAUGAAUUAGCUGUCAAGAAAAGUUUUGGUGAUAUGGUGGAGUGUAUGUUAUAUAGUGACCAAGUUGAAGUUGUUGCUCAUGAGAACAAGCCUUUGCAACCAUGUUUUGACCCAAUUGGAGCAGUCUCAAAAGACAUUGAUGAACCUGCAAUCACUUGUACCGUUGCCAAAUAUGGUGCCACCAGCUCUUUUACCCAUCGAUGGUUGCAGAUAUCCUCUCAGCAAAAACCUAAUUUUGAUCAGUUUUUGGCCUCUCCUGUAGCGCUUGAUGCUUUAGCAAAAGGGUUUGUUGUAACAAAGUUGCAGAGAAAGCAAUUGAAGGAGAGUAGUGACUGGGAAGAGUGUGAAGAGUUUGAAAUAACAGUUCUUCCUGGAUCAGUGCUUCUCUUCCCAAGUGAAAAAGCAUUUGGCAUUGAGGCUCUAGAUUUCGAGGUAAAGAACUUGAUUGUAUUGGAUGGAACAUGGGCGAAAGCGACGAGAAUGUACAAUGAGAACCCUUGGUUGAAGCUCUUGCCACAUUUGAAGUUGGAUGUAGAGAAAAUGAGCUUGUACAGUGAAGUGAGACAACAGCCUCGUGCCGGGUAUUUGUCCACCAUUGAGAGUACUGUAUAUGCACUGAAGGCUGUGGGGGACAAUCCUGAGGGCUUGGAUAAUCUCUUGGAUGUGUUUGAGUCCAUGGUUGGAGAUCAAAGGCGAUGCAAAGAUGAACGGUUGAGCAAAGUCUCUCAAGUGUGAGCCUUCUUCGCUAAUAACCUGAGUUCAUCAGCACCUUUAAUAGCAUAGAAGUAACUUUAACAGCAUGUUGUAACUUUAUAAAUAUAUGUUAUAACUGAUGCUAUAAACUUUGGAUUUUUAUUAUGAUCUA
Cornus florida is the source of this 1673-nucleotide messenger RNA. RefSeq lists its product as uncharacterized. The record is from RefSeq and is a predicted model, not a curated record. NCBI's taxonomy places the organism in Eukaryota, Viridiplantae, Streptophyta, Magnoliopsida, Cornales, Cornaceae. The coding region runs from base 53 to 1543 and encodes 496 amino acids. The transcript has a single exon.